GUAAGAAUUCUCCCAUUGCUCCCCGAUCAAGCUUUCCGGUAGCCGUUCGGAAAGUCAAACACUGUGAAACAGGAGAAGAUGGCAUCGCUGGCAAGCCAUUUCUCUGGAUUCCUCUUCCUCUUCCCCAUUGGCAUUCGCCGCCUCCUCUGCUCCUCUUCUCUCUACCUCAACAACCCAUCUCUCUUCAGCUCGAAACCCUGGUACUUCUCCAACCCCAUAUGGAAAAACCUGGAUCUUUACAUCCUCUCCGUUGCCCUCCCCAUCGCCUCCUUCUCCCAAUUCUUCAUCUUUCUCUCCUUUUCCGGCCACCCCACCUACCGUUUCUCCUUCUUCCACCAAUCUGCAUCGAUUGCACUCUUCUGGGCACUCAUCAUUCUUUUUCUUUUGCGUGAAAAAAUUGACCCUUUUCUUGUUAAUGAGAGUUUCGUUUUUGCUUUUGCGGGAAUUGUGUUUCUUGUCGAGUAUACUGUUAUUGGGGAGGGGAUCACGGGUGUUGGUGGCGUGGUGUAUCAAUUGUUGGGGCAAUUAACUCUUGUUUGUGCUGGUUCUUGUCUGCUGUUGUCUGUUAGACCAAAUUCAUUCUUUGCAGAGUUUUUGUUGUCUUGUGGGUUGGUUUUCAAGGGCACUUGGUUGCUGCAGGCGGGAUUUUCUUUGUACACUGAUAAAUUUGGUCUCAAAGGUUGCCAAAAGCUGUUGGUGCCCCCAGGGAGUGCAAAUGCUGAUGUGCAUUGUGAACUUGAGGAUGAUGGUUCAAGAGCUGUGGCUUUGGUGAACCUUUUGUUUGUUGUUCAUGCAAUUGGUGUCUUGAUAGCUGGAUUUGUGCUGUUUGGGUUGAUGUCUAGUUUCAAGAAUCUGAGGUGUGGAGAAAAAAGUGGUCCUUUGCUGGCAGAACUUGAAUCUGAGAACAUGAUGCACGCAGUUCAUGAAAUUGAGAGGGAAUAAUGUGUAUGUUUUUCUCUUCUGUCUCGGUGUAGACCCAAAAUUUUUAUCUGAUAGAAAUUUAUAGUUUUUUUCCGUUGCUCUUUAUAGCCAUUCCUUCGUUAUAUACAUAAGCACAUGCAGUUACCUGUUAUUGGCAAACAGUUUUCCAUUAAUGAUGAGUAUUAUUGAUUUAUUGUUUAUGGUUAAGACUACUGUAGUGUGGAUAACAUGAUUAAUUUUGUAGGAAUAAGUGAAGUGGACUAAG
Molecule: messenger RNA, 1186 nt
Organism: Rubroshorea leprosula
Lineage: Eukaryota; Viridiplantae; Streptophyta; Magnoliopsida; Malvales; Dipterocarpaceae
Source: the annotation of a GenBank genome assembly